Cynoglossus semilaevis (tongue sole) is the source of this 1682-nucleotide messenger RNA. It is a transcript of the gene sypb, whose product is annotated as synaptophysin b. The transcript is spliced from 10 exons. Lineage: Eukaryota; Metazoa; Chordata; Actinopteri; Pleuronectiformes; Cynoglossidae. The record is from RefSeq and is a predicted model, not a curated record. The coding region runs from base 143 to 1540 and encodes 465 amino acids. Gene Ontology annotation, cellular component: synaptic vesicle membrane; synaptic vesicle; presynaptic active zone.
ACGCCUCGCACGCGUCCUCACAGCAGGUCGUGACGCAGUCCGGCUCUUCCUCCUGGGCGUCUUCCUCCCCUGGGCUGUUCCUGAUGUGACGGCCUCCUCCCUCCGCCCCUCUGAUCCUCUUAUCUGCGAGUAAGCGGCCAAGAUGGAUGUCGUGAACCAGUUGGUGGCCCAAGGGCAGUUCACCGUAAUCAAACAACCUCUGGGAUUUAUAAAAGUUCUCCAAUGGAUCUUUGCGAUCUUCGCCUUCUCAACAUGUGGAAGUUACUCCGGCAUGUUCAAGAUGAGCGUGGAGUGUAAAAACCGCUCCGAGAGUGAUCUGGGCAUAGAAGUAGAAUUUGAAUAUCCAUUCAGACUUCAUCAGGUUUACUUCGAUGCUCCCACCUGUAAGGGAGGGAAGCCCGAGCGUCUCUUCCUGGUCGGGGACUACUCCUCCUCCGCGGAGUUCUUUGUCACCAUCGCUGUCUUCUCCUUCCUGUACUCCAUGGCAGCCAUGUCUGUGUACUGUUUCAUCCUGGAGAAGUACCGUGAAAACAACAAAGGCGCUCAGAUCGACUUCGUGGUGUCGGCCGUGUUCGCCUUCAUGUGGCUGGUGUCUUCCUGUGCUUGGGCCAAAGGUUUGUCAGACGUGAAAACGGCCACUGAUCCAGAGAAGGUCAUCACGCUCAUCGCAGCCUGUGAGGAGCAGGAGAACCGCUGCCGCGAGUUCUUCUUCUUCUUCUUCUUUCUUUUUUCUCUGCAGAUCUUUGCGAUCUUCGCCUUCUCAACAUGUGGAAGUUACUCCGGCAUGUUCAAGAUGAGCGUGGAGUGUAAAAACCGCUCCGAGAGUGAUCUGGGCAUAGAAGUAGAAUUUGAAUAUCCAUUCAGACUUCAUCAGGUUUACUUCGAUGCUCCCACCUGUAAGGGAGGGAAGCCCGAGCGUCUCUUCCUGGUCGGGGACUACUCCUCCUCCGCGGAGUUCUUUGUCACCAUCGCUGUCUUCUCCUUCCUGUACUCCAUGGCAGCCAUGUCUGUGUACUGUUUCAUCCUGGAGAAGUACCGUGAAAACAACAAAGGCGCUCAGAUCGACUUCGUGGUGUCGGCCGUGUUCGCCUUCAUGUGGCUGGUGUCUUCCUGUGCUUGGGCCAAAGGUUUGUCAGACGUGAAAACGGCCACUGAUCCAGAGAAGGUCAUCACGCUCAUCGCAGCCUGUGAGGAGCAGGAGAACCGCUGCCGCGAGGUGCACGACCCCAAGGUCUCCGGUCUCAACACUUCUGUGGCUUUUGGCUUCAUCAACCUGAUCCUGUGGCUAGGAAACCUGUGGUUCGUGUUCAAGGAGACCGGCUGGAUGGCCGCCUUCUCUGGGACAUACGUCGCGUCGCAGGAAAAGCAGCCUGCCCCCGACUCCUUUGGCCAGGGGGGCUACGGUCAGCAGGACCCCUACGCCGGCUCGCAGGGAGGGUACCAACCCGAGUACGGCCAGCAGGGCGGCUACACCGAGGAUGGUGGUUACACCCAGGGCUAUGAGCAGCAGCAGCCCACCUCCUACUCCAAUCAAAUGUGAGCCCGCCCACCCAGACCACAGCCGUAGGAUGGGUGACUGCUUGAUUUUGGAGUGUGUCUGUCGACCGUCGCCUGCAUUUCCACACUCCUCUGUUGUCUGUUUGUGUAUCUGUGAGUUGACAGACGAGGGGAGGGGGGAGGCA